UAUGUGUCCGACUAUAUUUGGCAUCAAAAUACGACUUCACUUGGAUCUACUAAAACAGCGCAUUGAGAAGCUGCGCAUGGAUGAUGCGAUAACCGAGGAUGAGAGCUACACUAAGCUCGUUGGCUGCAUCAAAGAUCAUAAGAUUAUAAUGGAGUACUGCAACAUUUUGAGACCUUUGAUCUCUCGCAUUAUCUUUGUGCAGUUCAUAAUGGUCGGCAUCAUAUUUGGUCUCUGUAUGACAAAUUUAUUCUUUUUCGCCGACAUGUGGACUUGCAUUUCUACUAUGUCGUAUAUUUUUGGUUGCAUCUUUCAAACUUUUCCCUUCUGCUACAUCUGCAACAUGAUGGAGGAUGCUGUUAGCGAUCUUACUUUGAGCAUAUUUCAAUCAAAUUGGCUUGGUGCACCUCGUCGUUAUAAGUCCUCAUUGCUCUACUUUAUGCAUCAAUCUCAACAACCCAUUAAGUUUACAGCUGGCAGCAUUUUUGAAAUCUCUUUGGCCACUAACAUAAAUCUGGCAAAGUUUGCUUUUACGGUGGUUACAAUUGUGCAACAAUUCAACUUGGCUGAGAAGCUGGAUCGUAAAUAAAGCAAGAAAUGUUGAG
Messenger RNA from Drosophila albomicans, 602 nucleotides. Its product is annotated as odorant receptor 42b-like. Gene Ontology annotation, molecular function: olfactory receptor activity; odorant binding. Gene Ontology annotation, biological process: sensory perception of smell; detection of chemical stimulus involved in sensory perception of smell. NCBI's taxonomy places the organism in Eukaryota, Metazoa, Arthropoda, Insecta, Diptera, Drosophilidae. The coding region runs from base 2 to 586 and encodes 194 amino acids. The record is from RefSeq and is a predicted model, not a curated record. Gene Ontology annotation, cellular component: plasma membrane. The transcript is spliced from 3 exons.